AUGCAGGUAUUUACCCCCGACACAGAGCACGUGUGGCUUCCCGGCGUGAUAUGUGGAGCUAGCGGAGAUGGCAAGAAGCUCACGGUGCGACUAGAUGAGGUCGUGGGACCCAAAGAUGCGUCUGCCUUGGAGCACAUCCCGUCCGAGCGCGAACUCAGUGCGUUCGCUGGGUCGCAACGUGCCGUGGACCUCACAGACGCGUCGGUAUUGGAGGCGCUCAACGCCAAGAACACAUCAGUCGAGUCCGCAGACAACAAACCGUCGCUUCCUCUGCAAAAUACGAGUGAGAGCGCCAAUGGCUUCGAGGACAUGAUUCUCAUUGAUCAUUUGCACGAGGCGUCCAUCCUGUACAACCUGCGAAGACGAUUUUUCCGUCGAUUGCCAUACACAUACACAGGACGCAUCUGUAUCGCCGUGAACCCUUAUCAGUGGCUGGAUCUGUACUCCAAGCAGACAAUGGAGAAGUUCAGCGACGGGAAGCGGGAACACAAGCCGCCCCACGUCUACGCCGUGUCCAUGGAGGCGUUUUUCAACAUGCGGCAAAAGCAGGAGAACCAGAGCAUCCUCGUCUCAGGAGAGUCCGGAGCUGGCAAAACCGAGACGACCAAGAUCGUCAUGAGCCACUUGGCAGCUCUUGCCACCAACUCGAACUCGAAAGUCAUCCAGCAGAUUAUCAAAGCGAAUCCGCUGCUCGAGUCGUUCGGAAACGCCAAGACCGUGCGCAACGACAAUUCCAGUCGGUUCGGCAAGUUCACGGAGCUGCAGUUCACGAUGGAAGGCCAGUUGAUCGGCGCCAGAUCUCGCACGUAUCUGCUGGAAAAGAGUCGAGUCACGACGCAGGCGGAUGGCGAGCGCAACUUCCACAUUUUCUACCAAUUACUGGCGCAGCGCAAGCAAUUUCCCGAUCUGGAGCUCGACAUGGUCAACUCGUUCAAGUACGUUUCCGAGCGCGCGGAAGCCCCCGGAGGCGACGAAGAAGGAGACCUCAGUCGCACGCGUGAAGCUCUGGAGCUUGUGGGCAUCGAGCAGCCGUUGCAGCUGGAGAUUAUCCAGAUUCUGGGCGCGGUGCUGCAUCUGGGCGAGUCGGAGUUCACUACGCGCAACGGAGACGUCGACGCGUCCCAACUGGCGGAUCUAAAGCACUUCGCAGUGGCCUGUCGCCUUCUGGGCGUCGAGGUGGACGCUCUGGAGCGCGCGGUGUGCAACCGCAACGUGUUUGUGGGUCGGGAAGUGAUUCUGAAGCCCAUGACACGCGACCAGGCGGCGGACUGUCGCGAUGCGCUGGCCAAGAGCCUGUACUCGAAGCUUUUCCUGUGGCUGGUGGAGCAGAUCAACCAGACGAUCGGGGUGAAAACUGCGGGAGCAGGCUCGUUCAUCGGCAUUCUCGACAUCUUUGGCUUCGAGCACUUUGAGACGAACUCGUUCGAGCAGUUCUGCAUCAAUUACGCGAACGAGAAGCUGCAGCAGAAGUUCGUGCAGGACGUGCUCAAGACGGUGCAGAUCGAGUACGAGGAGGAGAACAUUUCGUGGUCGCACAUCACGUUCGCAGACAACCAGGACGUGCUGAACCUCAUCGAAGGUCGUCUGGGCGUCAUCAGCUUCUUGAACGAGGAAUCGCUGCUUGCGACGGGCACAGACGCGUCGUUCGCGAGCAAACUGGGCGCUGUGAUGGAGAACAACCCGCUGCUGGAGACCCCGAGACUGAACAAAUGCGCCUUCUCCAUCUACCACUACGCGGGUAAGGUGACGUACGACGCGUCAGGCUUCCUGGACAAGCACCGCGACGCCAUCUUGCCGGAUAUCAAGCAGUGCAUGAGCAAGUCGACGCUCAAGAUCUUGUCCAAGAUGUUCACAGACGACGUGAACGCCAGCAGCGCCAGCUCCACGGCGUCCUCGGCUCGCGGGAGAACACGCAGCACUAGUGCGAAGAAGGGCGGACACGCGCAGACGCGUCGCACGACCGUCGGCACCCAGUUCAAGGAGAGUCUGUCGCAGCUCAUGGAGAAGAUCGGGCUCACCGAGGUCCACUACGUGCGCUGUCUGAAGCCGAACCCGCUGAAAAGUGCCCACUGCUUCUCGCACGGCGACAUUGUGAGUCAACUGCGCUGCGCCGGUGUCAUUGAGGCCAUCCGCGUGUCUCGCAGUGCGUAUCCGAGUCGUAUGCCUCAUCUCGAGUGCUUCAAGAAGUUCCGCGUGCUGCAAACCGGCGCCGUUCCGACGCAGAGCAAGUUUAUCAGCGACUCGGACACGGAACACAUUAAGGAUCAGUGCGAAGAGCUGAUGGACAAGCUGCUGCCGGGACGCAACAUCCAGGACUACCAGGUGGGCCUCACGCGUGUGUAUUUCCGCGAGGGAGUGCUGGAAGAGCUCGAGACCAAGCGCGGCUGGGCGCUACGCAAGUAUGCGAUCGUGCUGCAGAAGAACGUGCUGUGCUGGCUCAUGCGUCGUCGCUUCCUGCGCCAGAAGCAGCAGAUCGUGGUCAUCCAGAAGUACUGGCGGCGCUACGUGGUCCACAAACGCUACUUGACGCUGCGUCGAGGUGUCGUGGUGCUGCAGGCGCAGGCCCGCGGCGUGGCGGCGCGAAAGAUGUAUCGCGUGCUCAAGUUCGACUACUGCAUCGUGCGGUUCCAGGCGUACUGUCGCAUGCACACGGAGCGUCAGCGUUAUCUCAAGAAACUGGCUGCUGUUCGCCGCCUGCAAGGAUUCUUCCGCUUCUCUCUACUGCGUCUCGUGUUCCUAAGGAAGAUGGAGAAGGAGAAGGCGUACAAGGAGCUCGGGUCCAAGGUGGCGCAGCUGCAGAUGAAGCUGGACAGGAAACAGGUGCAUACUGGAGCCAAGAUGUCUCCGUCUGGCAAGAACCGGUCGUUGAGUCCGUCCGACGUGCCGCACGCGUCCGGUCCAGGCAGCACAAGCAGCAGUGCCUCCACGCGAGGCUCGAUGCUCAACAGCCGGUUCAGCGGCACGAGCGGCAUCCUUGACGAGAGCAACGAAGUGAUCACGGCGCUCCACGAAGAGAACGAGAAGCUGCGGCAGCAGUUGGAGAAGCAAGAGGCCGAGAUCCAGCGCCUCAAGACGGAGAAUCGGACGCUCAAGAACUGGCAGCAGUCCAAGGAAGUCGGCGAGCAGGUGCAGAAACUGGCGCACAGAGACCAGGAGAGCAAGGAUCUGACGUAUCUGGCUGCCAUCGAGACGGAGUACGAGAAACUGCGCACGUACAUUUGCGAGUCGCGCGAGUUGCCGACGGAUGUUGGCAGCAUCACGCAGGCCAACAACGCGCCACCGGCGACUGGCGGCCGCGGCUCGUUGACGUCCGUGUCGUCGGAGAAGUCGCUGCUCGCUACGGCGGCGGCGAACGGCAUUAUGGACCAGAAAUCGGCAGAGGCGCAUCAUUUGUUGAUGAAGAGCGCGGCGCGCAUUGCACACGCCAAGAGCAAAGUCUUCAGUAAGGGCAACGCACGUCGCGUCAAGGAUCAUUGGGAGGAGAUCCGGAACUUCCCACCGCCCAUGCACUACUCGCUGGGCUCGGUGCCCUGGAAGCGCCUGCUCACGGACUGGGCGCAGGGCAACCCGAAGAAACUCGACUACAUGACGCGCUGGCUCAAGAACGUCCUCGACGGCGGGCCGAUUGUGUCGGACACGUUCCCGAUGGGUGUGGAGCUCAAGUAUGUGACGCCCAUGAUGUUGGAUGGGUUUAUGCAGCUAGUGAUCCCGAAGCUGGCCGAGCGACCAGAUAUCCAGGUGCACGUGCACACGAAGGAGUUUAUCGGAACAAGUAUGCGGAUCACGCUGUCGCAGCUGGAACAGCAGGGCAGCCAGCGUAGUCCGGCCCACCCACGAGUAGAACGCUCGGCGCCGAUGGAAGUGGAAGAUUUCCAGCGGAUUUCGAUCCUCGCCAACUCCAAUAGCCGCAACUCGAGCAGUCGAAUGUCUACGUCAACGUUGAGUCUGUCGCCCAUGGAGUCGAGUUCGGCAAUUUCGUCGGGUAGUCCGAGCAGCUAUCGCUCCAGCAUCUUCCGCUCUGGACGCAGCAAUCACAACGGCGACCAUAGCGCCCGCAACUCGUUCUUCCAUCGGAACAAGUAGAAAGCGGCAGAGGAAGACGGAAGAUGGUUAAAAGACGCCGAGACUUGGAUGGAGUGGCGGCGGCUUAUGGAUAGGAGGGAGGUACUUAUGUGUUUUAGUGGUAGAUUGGGUAGCCAUCGGUGACGUCUGGGUCAGCUUGUGGUGGAGACGAGAGGCUUCAAACUCUCUUUCGCUUGUCCACGAGACUUUAGACAGGAGGGAAAAC
Messenger RNA from Phytophthora infestans T30-4, 4288 nucleotides. RefSeq names its product myosin-like protein. The record is from RefSeq and is a predicted model, not a curated record. NCBI's taxonomy places the organism in Eukaryota, Oomycota, Peronosporomycetes, Peronosporales, Peronosporaceae. Gene Ontology annotation, molecular function: actin filament binding; microfilament motor activity; ATP binding. The coding region runs from base 1 to 4083 and encodes 1360 amino acids. The transcript has 2 exons. Gene Ontology annotation, cellular component: myosin complex; cytoplasm; actin cytoskeleton. Gene Ontology annotation, biological process: actin filament organization; vesicle transport along actin filament.